CCAUAAUUUCUUUACCCACAGCUUAUGGUAAUCUGAGUAGCUACAUGUAGGGAAGAGAUGUGCAUGCUAUUUCCUUUAUAAACCAUUGCAUUUUGGGAGCUACACAAGAUGCGGGGACUGUCCGCAUUACGAGUUAUUGCCCCUGUUAAGAGCGUCGUCCGGAGUUGCGUGUUAAUCCCAGUGAAUAAGACAGGACGUGUACACAUACAGUGUUUGUCCACCAAAAUGCCGACCCUUUCACCACCGCCCCAGAGUCUGAUGAAGCCAAUGGAUUUUCCACAGAAACUGUUGAUGGGACCAGGGCCUUCUAAUUGCCCUCCACGUGUACUGAAUGCCUCUGCAUUACCGCUGCUCGGGCACCUGCACCCCGAAUUUACUCAGAUAAUGGAUGAAGUUAAAGCAGGUAUCCAGUAUGCAUUUCAGACCAAAAAUCAGUGGACAGUGUGUGUUUCUGGAACAGGUCAUGGUGCUAUGGAGGCCGCCUGCACCAAUCUGUUAGAGCCCGGUGAGACCGUCCUGGUGUGUGAGAAUGGACUGUGGGGGCAGAGGUUUGCGGACAUGUGUACUCGAAAUGGUGCUGUCGUCCAGAAAAUCAUAAAGCCAAUGGGACAAGUGUUUACACUACAGGAUGUGGAGGCAGGACUGCAGCAGCAUAAGCCGGUGCUGGUGUUCGUGACCCACGGAGAAUCCUCGGGAUCCACCCUGCAGCCCCUGGAAGGGCUGGGGCAGCUCUGCCACAAAUAUAACAGUCUUCUGUUGGUGGACUCUGUGGCAGCUUGUGGUGGAGUACCUCUGUUUGUGGAUGACUGGGAGAUAGAUGCCAUUUACACAGGAGCUCAGAAAGUGUUGAGCGCACCCCCAGGGGCCAGUCCCGUAUCCUUUUCUGAGAGGGCCAAGAACAAGGUGCUGAAUCGUAAGACACCUAUCAGGUCAUACUACUUUGACAUGACACACCUGGCCAACUACUGGGGCUGUGAUGGCAGUGCUCGAAGGUACCACCAUACUGGUCCCAUAUCCAGCGUGUAUGCCAUCAGGGAGGGUCUGGCCAGGCUGGCAGAGGAGGGAUUAGAGAAGAGUUGGGAAACACACAGGAAGUGUGCUGAAAUGUUGUGGGAAGGAGCGGAAAAACUGGGAUUGGAGUUACUGGUCCAGGAAAAGGCCAACAGACUACCAUGUGUGACAGGCAUCAAAGUUCCAGAAGGGGUCAACUGGAAAGAUGUGUCAGAUUACGCCAUGAAGACAUAUAAAGUAGAGAUAUCUGGAGGUCUGGGAGCUCAGGCUGGAAAGAUUUGGCGAGUUGGAAUCAUGGGGUACAACGCUACACCAGAAAAUGUCCAGAAAGUAUUACGAGCUCUAGACGAGGGACUGAAGAGUGUCAGAGGUAAUCCCCGCUCCCAAUUGUAGGCCGCCAACUUGUUGUUGCUAGGGUACGACAGGUCACAUAAUUUAAGACCGUCACGAGGCAGCUGCAAGGACUGGUAUACAUGAUUGUGGUUCAAUCCCACUGCUAGCUACAGUAUUGUGAUAAUUAAUGUAUUACCUAUGUGAUAUGAUUGUACUGAUAUACAAUCAUGUAGAGUAAAUCUUUGAUCUGUAUAUUUUCCCCCCAAAUGACAGCUAGAGACUUCAUGCAUUUCAUUGAUGAAAUUUCUGUGUCUUAAAUUUGUUAAAAUCUGUUUUAUAUUAAACAGUAUCUUAUUUUAUGUACCAAUGUUGUUCAAUUCCCAAAUGUUCACUUGUUACAUACAAUAUUUAUACAAUAGAUGUACAUAUCCAGAAUUCCAGAUUCAAUGUUAAUAACAUUUUUGUGUUGUUGCUUUUAUGAAUGUACAUUGAUUUUAUAAUUUUUUACUUUUAAUUAUGUACACGUACAAUGUAUUUUUGUAACCAAUCCAUUAAAUCAACACUGAUUGGGAGGUCAAGGUUACCAUAGCAAUAACCUCUGCCCUGUUGACCUAUAAGUUCAUUGGGUAAGACUUCAGAUAUUUCCUUCAGUUUGUUACUAACUUUUUCUGCGGGAGCUUUUUUACAGCAUGUAAAGUUCAUUUUGCUGUUUGUUGAGUUUGAAUUCAAGUUUGUGUUUUCUUUUCAAUUGUUACUUUUGCUACUUUUGAAGGUUAGGAGGUGAAUGCAAUUUUAUGAAAAUGUUUUCAGAUAAUUUUGAUGAAUUUUAAAUUUCAAAAUGCAAGAGGUUUUUAUUUUACUGUGCAAAGAUGUUAUCAGUAAAUUAACUAAUGUUUUGAGGAACUAUUGAUCACCAAACCUGACUGAAUGACUUGAUGUAGGCAUUAAAACUUGUGGUUGAUUUACUACGAACAUAUGUAACACUGAGUUUUUAUGGCUUCAAGUUUAUCCCAUGUUUAAAAUUGUUGAUUAUCCAGAAAACAAAUUAUUAAUGAACAUGUACUGCAUGAGACAGAUUAUUAGUCCAGCCCUGUGCUACAGACAAUCAGAACCCGCUAGAACUGCAUGUACUGUUAUGAAGAUUUUGUAUUUGUGUGUCUGAAUGUAUAUAUAGAAUGAGGAACCAUUACCCCAUAUUUAAUUUCUUACAUUAUUUACAAACCUUGUAUUAAUUUUGAAUGACAUGGCAUGUACAAUGUAAACAAUAGUUGUAUUUUAAACACACCAUUGCCACAUUCAUAAGCAUUUCCCUUUUUA
Magallana angulata is the source of this 2661-nucleotide messenger RNA. RefSeq names its product alanine--glyoxylate aminotransferase-like. NCBI's taxonomy places the organism in Eukaryota, Metazoa, Mollusca, Bivalvia, Ostreida, Ostreidae. Gene Ontology annotation, molecular function: L-serine:pyruvate transaminase activity; L-alanine:glyoxylate transaminase activity. Bases 109 to 1404 code for a protein of 431 amino acids. The transcript is spliced from 12 exons. The record is from RefSeq and is a predicted model, not a curated record. Gene Ontology annotation, cellular component: peroxisome.